AUGGCGGAGGAAAGUCCAACAAGUUCCAACGAUCUCCAGCUGGAAUUGAAAGUAUGUUAUCAUGGCUAUUGUAGCGUUUUUAGGAAAAUAUAUUUGAACUGACUUUAUCGUAUUUUAGGAAAAGUUGGAAGCAUCGAAGCAGCUGGCUGAUCGUUAUGAGAAGCAACUACAAGAAGAACGGACUUAUCGUCAAGAAUUGGAGAAAGUGUUUGCCAAAAAGUCGAAAGAAUCAGAAACCUCAACGUUUCAGCUGAAUGAGCAGAUAAAGUCUUUGGAACGAAUGUUAAAUAAUGUGACAGAAAGGUUCAACAACGAGAUCAGAAUAGUCGAGGGAAAGUUUGACGAAGUAUUUGCUGUUAACCAGGAUCAACGAGAAGCGUAUGAUAUUAUACACAAAAGGUUAGUGUUAUUUAUCUUUAGUGUCGUUUAUAUUGUUGUGGGUGUUGAUUAAAAAGUCCUCUUUUAGGUACCAAAAAUUAUUGGGAUUUUACCGGAAGACUGCCAACCAAAUGCGGGAGGACAACAUUUCACUGCCUCAGACUGUAGACGAGCUUCAAUUUGAAUGUCUGAAGUUAAGAGAAGAGAUCAUAGAGACUAGAGCCACCAAAGAACAUAUUGAGGAAGAAAGUGCCAGUGCAAUAGAAGCCUUGAAGAGUGAGCUAGAACAGGCCAGGUCAAUGGUUGGCCGGACAGUAAGUAUUUUGCGAAAUAUUAAUUUUAAGCGGUUACUAUUAGGUUUGAAAAAAAUUUUGAUGUGGUUUCAUUGACACUAAUUGUUAAAGUCUUGUUUUUGAUGUUGUUAAUUUUUAGAUGCGAACACAAGAGAAUGAAGAACUACGACAGACGAUUUCGGAUCUAGAGAAGAGGUUGGCUGAAUCCCAAGCUGAAGUGAGUGCCAUGGCCAAAUCUCUAGAAGAGUUCCGUCAACGUUGUAGCCAGCUACAAGUAGAGCUGGACAAUUCUGAAGCCGUCCAAAAAGAUUUCGUCCGAUUGUCACAAAACCUGCAAAUCCAAUUGGAAAAGAUUAGGUCGACGGAGCAGGAGGUAAACAAUAGUUUUUGGGUAUAUUUGUCAGUUAUUUUCUGCCAAGUUAUGAUAUUUUCAGCGUUUGUAGUGAACCUAAAUGUAGGCUUUUGGUUUAAAAAAUAUACUUUUGCAUUUUGAGGUCCGAUGGCAGUUUAUAGACGACGUGUCCAAGUGCAACACUUGUGAAUCGGACAUUCGUCGUGCCCAAAAAGGUAACUGUCUUCAUUGUGGAAAGGUGUUCUGCGCCAAUUGUAUAAAACAACAAAUACCAGCUGGACCGAACAACAAGAUGGCGAGAGUCUGUUCGGUGUGUCACACACUACUCAAUAGGUAAGUCAAUCUGUUAUAUUAUUCAUGGAAUUAGGAAUUCGGCGCCGUUCUUCUCCAAAACGUUCACUUCCUCUUGA
Messenger RNA from Bursaphelenchus okinawaensis, 1433 nucleotides. The record is from the annotation of a GenBank genome assembly. Lineage: Eukaryota; Metazoa; Nematoda; Chromadorea; Rhabditida; Aphelenchoididae.